This is a messenger RNA of Stegostoma tigrinum, 4470 nucleotides long. It is a transcript of the gene tmem135, whose product is annotated as transmembrane protein 135. The transcript has 15 exons. The coding region runs from base 116 to 1507 and encodes 463 amino acids. Lineage: Eukaryota; Metazoa; Chordata; Chondrichthyes; Orectolobiformes; Stegostomatidae. The record is from RefSeq and is a predicted model, not a curated record.
ACUGGCUUGCAGGUUCUAGUCUGUGUGCCCCUCCUGCCUUUGACCGGGAGUAACCUCCGCCCGCGGCGUUGACCUUUGCCCCGCUCGCCGUGGCACUGGCGCUCCCGUCAUCAUUAUGGCUGCCUUCAGUAAGAGUAUCCCGCACGGCUGCUAUGAGAUCGGCCACACAUGGAGCACUUCCUGUACUACGUCCGCUUUCCAAGUCACUGUCGGAGCUUUCCAAGAGUCCCUGAAAAUUUAUGCGCCUCUGUACAUCAUUGCAGCCAUUCUUCGAAGGCGGAAGUUAGAUUACUACGUUCACAAACUGCUUCCAGAGAUUCUCCAAUCAACCUCAUUCUUGACUGCAAAUGGUGGCUUCUACAUUAUGUUUUUCUGUAUCCUCAGGAAACUUCUUGGGAAAUUCUACAUAUGGUCUGCGGGAUUUGGUGCUGCUUUGCCUGCUUCCUAUUUGGCCAUUUUGAUUGAGAGGAAAAGCAGGCGAGGGCUGUUAACAAUUUAUAUGGCAAACUUGGCAACUGAAAGUAUAUUUCGAAUGGCGGUAACAAGGGGUCUUAUCACACCAGUUAAACACGGAGAGGUCCUGUUGUUUUGCUUCACAGCUGCCCUGUACAUGUUCUUCUUCAGAUGCAAAGAUGGCCUCAAGGGAUUUGCUUUCUCAGCACUCAAGUUUAUUGUUGGAAAGGAAGAAAUUCCUACACAUCCAGUUUUGGCAGAACUGCGGAAUAUCAGUGUACCCAGUGGCCAGACUACUGAGCAUCAGGCAAUAGAAGAUCCAAACAAGAAGACCGAGAAGUCUUUUCUAGCCUUGACAAGACAACUAGUUGACAGAAUCUGCAAGUGUGGCCCAAGGCACAGAUGUUGUAAACAUUAUGAGGACAACUGUAUCUCUUACUGCAUUAAAGGUUUUGUACGGAUGUUCAGUGUUGGCUACUUAAUUCAAUGCUGCCUUCGUAUUCCAUCAGCACUUAGACACCUGUUUACAAAGCCAUCUCGGCUAUUGUCCGCUUUGUACAAUAAAGAAAACUUCCAGCUGGGAGCAUUUCUAGGAUCUUUUGUCAGUAUUUACAAGGGUGUAAGUUGCUUCCUCCGAUGGGUGAGAAAUUUGGAUGAUGAACUUCACGCAUUGAUUGCUGGUUUCUUAGCAGGAAUGUCAAUGAUGUUUUACAAAAGCACAACCAUCUCAAUGUAUCUGGCUUCUAAACUAGUGGAGACAAUGUAUUUCAAAGGCAUUGAAGCAGGAAAAUGUCCGUAUGUUCCGCAUGCAGACACCGUCAUCUAUGCGAUUUCCACAGCCAUAUGCUUUCAAGCAGCUGUGAUGGAAGUGCAGAACUUGCGACCUUCCUACUGGAAGUUUCUACUAAGACUUACACAGGGCAGAUUUGCUCUGAUGAACAGAAGAGCAUUGGAUGUUUUUGGCACACAAGCCUCUAGAGACUUCAAAGGAUUCAUACCAAGACUGGACCCAAGAUACACUGUUGUAACACCAGAACUUGAUAUCCAUUCCUGACUUGCUCUGUUUUAUUGGCCAGGAUAAAAUUUUGGAGCAGUGUUUCAGUAUUCCUGGCAGGUUCAACAGCAAUCAGUAAUUCUGGUGUUCUUCCUUUAAAACAAAGUCAAUAAUUAUAUUCUUGCUGUUUUCCUUAAAAGAAAGGCUAUCUAAUUGAGCCCCUCUUCUAUAAUUAAAAGAAAUGUGAAUGCUUAAAAUACUUUUUAUUUGGAACUUAAGUAGCUUCUGUUAAUUAAUCCAGAUUUUGUUACAAUUUUUGCUGGUUGUUUUAAAUGUUAUACACAAACAUUCAGUUUAUUACAGAUGUCAUGCCAACAGCAUUUUUUUUUAGUAGGGUCUCAUCUGUUUUAUGUACAUAUAAUAUUGAAAGAUUUGAGAAACUUAAUAAUUUUCUCUUACAUGGGGACUAUGGUUAUGGUUUCAUUCUUUAUAACUAAUAGUUGACAAACAAAUGAAGUGAACAGAAUUUGAUGGAAAAUAAGUUACAUCCAGCUAUAUAAAUUGAACCACCCACUUGUACUGCUGAAGAAACAUUGCUUUUACCAUUAAAUUGUUCUUUAUUUUUUUUUGGUCAACAAAGCUCUAUUAAUUUCCAGGAAAUAGUCUGUUUAUCGCUAAAUGUUAUCCACACAGUAUCUUAAUGAAAGUCUUAGUAACAUUUUCCAUUGCAGCAUUUGUUAAUUUUCUUCUAACUGAAUGGAAUUUUUUAUACUGUGGAAUAUAAUAAAAAUUAUAAAGAAUAAUUUUGCCUAUAAAUGGAAUGAAGUGUAUUUCAGAAGAAUAAUUUUGUCAUGAGAAAUUAAAACAAAUAAAAGCAAUUCAAUUUGCAAUAUUACUGUGAAAUUGAUCGUAGAGGCUUUUGUUGCGAUUAGGCUUCUUGAGCCCUUCAAGUGCUGAAGAGAUUUUGCUUCUAAUUACGAAACGACAGUCACCAGUAAUUUGUCAAAAAAUAAUGUCGUGUAGAAAUUGAAAUUAUAAAUAUUUAAAAGUACAAUAAAUUUAAACCCCUGUCAAUUGAAUACUGCCACAGAACUUUUAAAAAGUCAUUUCAGGACACAGUGUGUAACUGUGUAAAAAUUGUUUCAUUUGCAGAAAAAAAUGGAUGUAUGCUGGAUCUGUAAGAACUUACAUUUAUCCUACAUCUGAUGUAUAAAUUGAGCUGUUUUAGGAACUUGCAAUAAAAAACAGAUGUUUACCAAGUGAUUUGCAUAUGAUGUCAGGAACUACUGUAAUAUAUCACAUAUGCUGUAAUUGAAAAUAGUGGUUUCCUAGAUCUUAUAUAUGCUAAUUAUAGAAGACACUGCAGUCACUGUUUUAAUCUUAAAAUCUAACUAUACUGAAGCUGUUCACUUGGACCAAAUACAUCAUUUUCAGUGGUGAGUGAAAUUAGAAUGGGAAGUGCUAUGGUUUCCUGAAGAUUUAUGCGGACAUUAUACUAACUCUCAUCAUAAGUGGUUGGCAGUGACAAAAGCUGUGACUUGUAUUCCAUCAAAUAAUUUCUGAUUAAUAAUUAGUAGAAUUACAGGUUAAUUACCUCAUAAAGUAGGACUGAUCACAUGUUGUGAUGGGUUGCUUUGGCACUUUUGAUUAAAACUGUGAGCAUUCAAAUUAUUCCAAAAUAGAAGCUUGAAAUUUUCUCUGAUUAAAAGUUAGAGUGGAAGAAUUGAUUCAAAAACAUGUUAAAUUUAAAAGGAAUUCAUGUCUUUUGUUUUUUUUUUAAAAAGAGUUUAUUGCUUUGGUGUACAUGCAUUGAAGAAUUACAAAGGGCUAAAGGGCAAUUUGUCCCUGUUUAUGUAUGGCUUAUUGUACAAGGAGCUUGAGUUUUGUUCAGGUCAGUGCUCAAUUUUCCAUACUGCCUUAAAUAUCUUCCUAGAAAUCUUGCUUUUGAAACGCAAAAGAAAACAAAGGGCAUGAACCCCUCCAAUGUCAGCAGACUCCAGUGUUGUCUAUGAAAUGUCUUAAUUGCAGAGAAUGUCAUGGCAAAUCUGGAGACUAUACCAUUUAAUUGUAUUCAAUUUUGUAAGGAAAAAUCUCAAUAUGUAAAUCAUGUGUUAAACUUAAUACAUUUGUAAAGUAAUAUAAAUAAUCAUUAAUUUUAACCAUUAAAAUGCAAUAAAACAUCACUGAGACCAAGUAUAUUUUUACAUAUAGUAAUAAUAGAAGAUAGUAUUAUUUAUAUAUUGUAUGUUUUUAUUUGUCCCAUGGCACUGUUUUGAAGAAAAGUAGAGGUGUUACGCUUAGUGCCCUGACCAGAAUUGUCCCUUGAUCAACAUCACAAAGAACAGAUUUCCUGAUCAUUUUCAUACCGUAGGAGUUUGAGUGCAAAUUGACACUAUUUCAUAACAGUGACUGUAUGUCAAAAAGUAUUUCUUCUUGGUUAGUGGUAGUAACUUGAAGCCAAUAAUAAUUUCUUCAAACUCCCAGUAUUUAUGCAUGUUGUAAUCUGCAGUAUUUAGUCUUGGAUUCCAUCAUGUGAGGAGAUGAUGGACUGUAUUCAUGGUGUAUGUUGUUUCUGGACUGAAUAUUAGCUGUUGCAGCUGUAGAGAUCAAUUCAUAAGUGACCGUCUAUUCGACAGCUAGCACAGAUGAAUAGCAUUGACCUGAGAUGCACUGAUGUUUUUUGUCCUGUUGGAAAUAAUUGUUCAUUGAUGUUUUGUAUGCUGUAUAAAAUAUGUUUUGUCUAUCUGUAUGUAAACAUUCCUAAUUUUGUGCAAUUGCACAUGGGGUGUCUCAUGUAAUCAUACUUUUACUGUUACCUUUGUUCCCAUGAUAUAUAUGGGUACCCUUUAUAUAUAUUUUUCAAACCCGUUCCAAUUAAUUAAAAACCAUCUAUUUUCUUCAAUACAGUUUUCUUUUAAAAGCCACCACCAUGAUUUUGAUCAAUCUUGAUGAGUGAAUUAAUAUGAAUUAAUAAAGGCGAUAUGCUCUUAUCAAAUCUGAAGAAAGAGUCAAUUAUGCCCUGA